AUGGGUCCCUCUUCACCCAGUCAAGAAAGGAAGAGGGUGAAGGAGGGAAACAAGUUCAAGUCAUUGCCGUUGGAGAAUGAAGGCCUAUUUAGGAUUGUUUAUUUAGUUGUGGUAAGACUAGUACAUUUUUAUUUUUUUUAUUUUAACAAAUGUGGAAAUAACAACAGCUUGUCUAUCUCUUUGCAGCUUUUACGAGAGUUGAAGCACCCUAACGUGAUUGCAUUACAGAAGGUUUUCCUUUCUCACAGUGACAGAAAGGUUUGGCUGCUGUUUGAUUAUGCUGAGCAUGACUUGUGGCAUAUUAUCAAGUUUCACCGUGCCUCAAAAGCAAAUAAAAAGCCCAUGCAAUUGCCAAGAUCUAUGGUUAAAUCACUACUCUACCAGAUCCUUGAUGGAAUCCAUUACCUCCAUGCGAACUGGGUGCUUCAUAGAGAUCUGAUAAAGGAAAAACAGAAGAAAUGGCAUCUUUUCCAAUAGCCUCCAUUCAGAUUUCAUCAGCUCUGGGAAGCUUUCUAGUAAGUCCAUGAU
Meleagris gallopavo (turkey) is the source of this 528-nucleotide messenger RNA. The record is from RefSeq and is a predicted model, not a curated record. NCBI's taxonomy places the organism in Eukaryota, Metazoa, Chordata, Aves, Galliformes, Phasianidae.